CGCUAUCCGGUCUUCAGUGGCCCGUGCUCGACCCAUUUUUCUCUCUCCUGCUUCUUUUAAGACCGCGACUUCUCUCUUCAUCGCACCCUCACUCUUGCAUCCAGCGUUCGCAUCAGUCGGACUUCAUCUCUCCACUCCAUCCUUUCACAUACCUUCACAUCCUUCGCGAUGGCUGAACAAAAGGGUUCCGUCUUCGGCAUGCCGGCUUUUGUUGUCGACUUCUUGAUGGGUGGUGUUUCCGCUGCCGUCUCGAAGACCGCCGCUGCCCCCAUCGAGCGUGUCAAGCUCCUUAUCCAGAACCAGGAUGAGAUGCUUAAGUCCGGUCGUCUCGACCGCAAGUACGACGGUAUCGUCGAGUGCUUCAAGCGUACCUCGCAACAGGAGGGUGUCCUCUCCCUCUGGCGUGGUAACACUGCCAACGUCAUCCGUUACUUCCCCACCCAGGCCCUGAACUUCGCUUUCCGCGACACCUACAAGUCCAUGUUCGCCUUCAAGAAGGAGCGUGAUGGUUACGCCAAGUGGAUGGCCGGUAACUUGGCCUCCGGUGGUGCUGCUGGUGCCACUUCCCUCCUCUUCGUCUACUCCCUCGAUUACGCCCGUACCCGUCUCGCCAACGACGCAAAGAACGCCAAGAAGGGUGGUGACCGUCAAUUCAACGGUCUCGUAGACGUCUACAAGAAGACCCUCGCCUCCGACGGUAUUGCCGGUCUCUACCGUGGUUUCGGUCCCUCCGUUCUUGGUAUCGUCGUCUACCGUGGUCUGUACUUCGGUAUGUACGACUCGAUCAAGCCUGUUCUCCUUACCGGCUCCCUCGAGGGUAACUUCUUGGCCUCUUUCUUGCUCGGAUGGACUGUCACCACUGGUGCCGGUAUCGCUUCUUACCCCCUUGACACUGUCCGUCGUCGCAUGAUGAUGACCUCUGGUGAGGCCGUCAAGUACAAGUCUUCCAUGGAUGCCGCCCGCCAGAUCGUCGCCGCUGAGGGUGUCAAGUCUCUCUUCAAGGGUGCCGGUGCCAACAUCCUCCGUGGUGUUGCCGGUGCCGGUGUCUUGUCCAUCUACGACCAGGCCCAGCUCCUCAUCUUCGGCAAGAAGUUCAAAUAG
Molecule: messenger RNA, 1101 nt
Organism: Periconia digitata
Lineage: Eukaryota; Fungi; Ascomycota; Dothideomycetes; Pleosporales; Periconiaceae
Source: the annotation of a GenBank genome assembly